AUGGGUCUGUCUGGGAACAGAGUAGAGGAGAGAGUUAUGGGUCUGUCUGGGAACAGAGUAGAGGAGAGAGCUAUGGGUCUGUCUGGGAACAGAGUGGAGGAGAGAGCUAUGGGUCUGUCUGGGAACAGAGUGGAGGAGAGAGCUAUGGGUCUGUCUGGGAACAGAGUGGAGGAGAGAGCUAUGGGUCUGUCUGGGAACAGAGUAGAGGAGAGAGUUAUGGGUCUGUCUGGGAACAGAGGGGAGUAG
This is a messenger RNA of Coregonus sp. 'balchen', 246 nucleotides long. The record is from the annotation of a GenBank genome assembly. Lineage: Eukaryota; Metazoa; Chordata; Actinopteri; Salmoniformes; Salmonidae.